AUGGCGACAAGCGCACAUGCACCGCCAGGCGCGCUGGUGGUGGACGACUACAGCAGCCUGGACCCCUUCACGACGCACGACGGCCACCGCCAGCGGUACUCGGCCUUUGACAACGCCCACUUCUCCCUCUACCUCAACGGCUCCCCGGCCCAGGCCAAGCGCGCCCUUGAGGCACAUCUCGCAGAGACGACGCGCCGCCUGCAGGAGACGUCGCACCUCGGCAAUGCGCUCGUCCAGCAGCGCCAGGAGCUCGAGCAGCGCCUGCACGAGGUCGAGGGCCAGCAGGCAGACAACGACAUUGGCCCGGAGCUGCGCGCCCGCCUGGCCGAGCUCGAGAAGGAGUUCAACGAGGUCGGCAGGGAAACCGCGCGCGCCUUCCUCCCCAAGUCGCGCGUCCCCAGCGGCGAGUCGGACGCCAACGGCGGCUCCGUCUACGCCAGCGAGGCCAUGCAGUCGCCCACCAAAGUCAGCGUCCCCUCUCGCAAGCAGCGCAACCAGCAGCCCAGCCGCAUCCAGGACAUCACCCUGGCCACCGAGAUCUCCACCUCCCUCUUGUCGCAGCUGAAGGAGCUGCAGGCUGUCCUGCUGGAGAAAGACGAGGCCCUCAAGGCCGCCGACCUGGACCGGUCCAACCUGGAAAUCGAGGUCGAAGGCCUCUCGCAGCGUCUGCGCACCCUCGACGAGAGCGACUCGCGCCUCAAGGACGUCAACUGGAGUCUCGAGACCCAAGUGCGCGAAUUCGAAGCGCAGUCAAAGUCGGCCUCCGACAAGGAGCACCGUCUCAACUACGCGCUGAACCUGGCCAAAUCCGAAAAGUCGACGCUGGAGCGAGAGUUUGAAGAGCUCAAGGGCAUGCACGCAAAGCUCAACGAUGACCACAUCAACAAGUCCAAGCAGCACGAGACAGAACUGUCCGGUCUGCGACGGAAUCUGACCAUGGGAGAGUCGGAGAGAAACGCGCUCCAACGCAAGGUGGAAGAGCUGUCCACGCAGAACCAGGAGCUUGCCAAAGCCGUAGCCUAUCGAAUGAGAGGCGAUGAGCACAACUCGCCCGAGGAGGCAUCUCCGGAGGAGAGCUUCCACGAGGGAGAAAGCUUGACCCCUGAGCACUCUCCUCCGCCCUCGCCAAGCAAGGCCACCCCUCGUCACGGCCAGCUCGAAUCAGAGACCCUCAAGCACUCGCUCCAGCACGCCCACCGCAUGAUCCAGCAGCUCAAGAACAACAUCCACCGCGAGAAGACGGAAAAGAUCGAACUGAAGCGCAUGCUCCAGGACGCCCGCGAUGAGAUCGAGUCCAACCGCAGCGAGUCCAAGGGCCCUGGAAGCGCGAGCAAGCGCAAGAAGACCGACAAGGAUGUGUUUAAGAAACCAGCCCGUCCCGACCGCCUCGGAGCCUUGAGGCAAGGCAAGCAAGAGGUUGUCAUGGAACUCGACGAUGAUGAGUGGGAAGAGCAAGACAUCAUCCCCUCGCCAAGCAAGCCUCAGAGGCCCCAUCAUUCGGUUCCUGAAGCGUUCAACAGCGGCUACUCUUCCAUGGCCGAGACCAGCGCCAACGAAGCAUUCGAGACUGCCAACGAGGUCUCUGAUGCCGAUUUCGACACUGCCAACGACGACGGUACCACUACAGAGACGGACGCUUUCCAGACUGGUGCCGAGACCCUUGAUGGAGAAAGCAGCGAUGAAUCGACCGAGACUGAGAUGGGAUCGACCCAGGGAACCAUUCGGAACAGGUCGCCGAUCAUCAGGCGAAGUCAGAGCGGCCAGAGCUACCGGGACACGUACGAGAGUACCGCCUCAAACUCCGACUACGACUCGGAAAGGGACACGCAAACACCAGGUCACAACCGUAAUUCGUCUUUCAGGUUCCUCAGACCAAGUAGCUCUCGCAAGUCUGUCGCGACACCACGAGGAAGUCUUCAGGACAUCUUCCACCAUGGCACACCGCCCAUGACGAGAGACUCCCCAGCCAGCAACAGCAACAAUAGCACCCCGGCCCAGGGCAGGAGUCUGUUCGCGGAGCUGGACGGUUUGAGUGGAGGGGAAGACACAGACAGUGCUGCCGAGGGUACACCAAGUCGAUCGAGCCUCUUAUCUCCUGACUCUUCGCCCGAGAAAGGCGUCCUUGGGCGAUCUCCUCUGCAACGAACCAUACCCAUGGUGGCUAUGAUUGAUUCCAGCACAAUGACAGAGCUCGAUGCGCCCCAACACGUAGGCGUCUCCUCCAUCCACGACAUCUAUGAUGUUCAACCUCAGGCUCCUUUACCAGCUGCGCUGCACCUCUCGUCGCUGGUUAGCCAGGGUACAAGCCCGCAAGCGCCACUUCCGCAGCAGCUUCAGCUCUCGGCGCACGCUUUCCACCACACAGAACCGAAACUCGUGGUCCCUCCUUCGCUCAACAUCUCCAACGUCUCUGGACAGGCUACCUCUCCUCAGACCCCUGCCCUUGUACCCCUGGCCAUCUCAUCCACCUCGUUCCACGAUACGUCACCUCGGGUCCCCACAGCACCGCCCCUUGGCAUCUCAACCAUGGAGACUCAUCACAGUCAACACACUGCACCUCAGUCCCCGCCUGCUCCCGCUUUCGACUUCUCUUCGGUCGCAGGUCAUGCCACGUCGCCGCGUGCUGUACCUCCACCCGCCUUGGGCGUUUCUUCCGUGUCUGGACACACAACCGAGCCUCGCUCUGCGCCUGCACCAGAUUUCAAUCUUUCUCUGGUGUCUGGCCAUGAGACGGAGCCGAGGGCCGCACCCGCACCUUCGUUCAACAUGUCGAGUCUGUCUGCACAUAUGACGGAGCCCAGGGAUGUUCCGAGACAGAGCUUUGGUAUGUCGGAGGUCUCUGGACACGCUAGUGAGCCGAAGGACGCUCCUCGUCAUUCGUUUGACAUAUCUUCUGUCUCUGGGCAUGCGACUGAACCCCAAGAUGUACCUCGUCAAUUGUUCAACAUGUCCUCCGUCACUGGACAUGCAAGCGAGCCUCGGGAUGCCACUCCCCGAGCUUUCGAUAUGUCUUCGGUGUCAGGCCAUACAACUGAGCCUCAGCAUGCGCAGGCAACACCUCUCCAUUUGUCGAACUUCUCAUCACACAGCACCGCACCUGUGGAGCCUACGGGUGAGAGAGGGGUACGUCAGGCUUUCGGCAUGUCUUCGAUGGUGCAACAGAGCACUGAGCCCAGGGAAGGCCAGGGGCUGAAGGCCCUGGCUCCCGCUGCCCUCUUUGCAUCUGGUAUUGCCGCUUCGCAGAUGACUGAGCCCCGGGAAGCGUCGAGGUCGGUUGACGCAAGUAGCGAGGCUGCCUCAGUUCCUGACAGCCGAGAACUCAACGAGAGGGAACUUGUCAGGCAAGCUCCACUGCAGAUGUCCAGCACUUCGGCACACUCAACUGCACCUGUCGAGGUACCUCGUGCACCACUGUCGACGUUCUCGACCAUGUCUUCACAGGCAACGGAGCCGUACCAGCCGAAGACAACUCCCCUCCAGUUGUCUAUGCACUCCUCUCAGACGACAGAGCCUUUCGCGCCCAAGCAAGCGGUCCAUGCAUCGUCAAUCCAUUCGUUCCAGGCGACAGAGCCCGUCGUGCCUAAGCAAGCUAUUCAUCAAUUCUCGAUGCCCUCAUCCCAGGCAACAGAGCCGUUUGCUCCUCAGCCAGUGGCUCACCAGCUUUCUGUACAUUCUGCGCAGACGACUGAGCCUGUGACACCUCAACAGCAGACCCUGCAGAUGUCAACGUUGGCAUCGAAGGUCACGGAACCGAUCAUUCUGAAGCCACAAUCUCUGGAGAUGUCGACAUUUGCGUCAAAGACCACUGUGCCUGUUAUCCCAGAACCGCAGUCCCUGCAGCUUUCAUGGUUCGCUGCAGAGGCUACGGAGCCUGUGGCACCCAAGUCGGCGGUCUCGGGACUGUCCUCCCUGUCUUUCCAGGCGUCCGAGCCUGUCGAGGCACCCAAGGCGGCGCGCCCGGUCAUCUCAGCAACUUCUUCGCAAACGACAGAGCCCGUUCAUCCAAGGGCAGCGACUUCGACUUUCUCGAUGUUUUCCUCGCAGACCACCGAGCCGCUGGAGCCGCGCAAGCAGGCGUUGCCCAAGGUUUCACUCGUCACCGCUCAGCACACCGAGCCUUUCCAUCCCGCUGCGAUAGCACCCGACUUCUCGGAUGUCAAGACACUCCAAAGUCAUGAGCCUGAGUCACCUACAGUUCCCUCGUUCUUGCCAACCCCCAGCAGGCCGUCGACAGCGAACCGUGUUUCUGCCCCACCGCUGUCGAUGUCGUCUCUCUUCACGGAGCACUCGGAACCAAAAGCAUCCUCAAGGCCGGUCACCGCGCGCCGCACUGUACCCGCACCAUGGAAGCUUGACUUCUCUGACGCUAUGUUGCCAUGGAAUCAAGGCAAGCAGGUAGAGCAGGAAACAGCCCCUACUAGUGACAGAGCUGUCCGCACUCCACUCACGCCUAUCAGCACGAAUGCCACACAGAAAGCCCCACGUAUGCCCAUGACCGAUGGCGGUACUCAAACCAUGGUCUCUGCCGAGCAAAUCGACAAGUUGUUGCUCGCUCGCAGCAACAGAUACUCCGGAACCAUUGCUACAGCUGACGUUGAGAAAUCUCUGUCGCCACCUGAUUCACCCAGCAGGAGACAUUCCGGUGAGCGUCUCCCUCGACGCCCUGGCAGCUCUGGUAGUAUCCGAUCCCGUGCUGCAUCUCCGCCGCCCCUGCCGGCGGACCACAAGCAGGUCAUCGCUGCCGCUGCUCUCAAACAGCCGCUGUUACCCCCAACGACGCCUGGGACGAUGGGACCUCCUGUCAUGCCAGCCUCGGCUUACAAGAAGCCUUCAACACCCUCACUCAGGACAGGUACAGCAACUCUGACACCCAAGACCGGUGGUACCACGCCACGUGCGCGUCCGCGGUCUACGAACCGCAGCGAUGCUCGUAGUGGGGCAUCGUCGCCAAUAAGUCGCCGCUCAUCCAUUUCUUCCUUCACGUCCGAGGUCGACCAACGCUUUAACAUUGCAGGUGGGCCAUCUUUCGCCCCGCCAGGAGUGCCAGUCGGUGCUACCGAUCCUCGCAUGAUCCAGGCAAUCACCCAGACGAUGAUCGGUGAGUAUCUUUGGAAGUACACUCGCAAGACCCUCGGAGGCGGCAUGUCUGACACUCGUCACCGCCGGUUCUUCUGGAUCCAUCCCUACACAAGGACCCUGUACUGGAGCGAUAGAGACCCCCAGACAGCUGGAAAGACGGAACUCAAAGCAAAGAGUGUGGCGAUCGAGUCUGUCGAAGAGGUCGAAGACUCGAACCCAAUGCCCCCCGGCCUCCACCAAAAGAGCCUGCUCGUCUUCACACCUGGUCGAUCGAUCAAAUUUACUGCUGCUACAGGCAAGCGCCACGAAACAUGGUACAACGCACUCAGCUACUUGUGCCAACGUGUCGAGGAGGGAAGCGAGCAGCCUGAGCAAAAGCCUUCCGAGUCUCCGGCAUCGAACGAGAUCCAGGAUGAGUUCAACGCUGGGUACCGGAGCGCGUCGCGAGCCACUGGCCGAUCGAGAGCUUCCAUGUCUUCCCGCGUCAGUCGACACGCCAGUGCAAGCCGUGACGAAGUGCCUACGCUUCGACAGCACCACGUCACCCCGCAACGCGCACCUUCUACGGAGCCCGGGCAAGCUGGUUCCAUGUCUGGUCGCUUCAGCAGCAUGCUGCGACCCAAUUCUGCCAUGCGAGGAUCUUUCUCGAGCCGCCGAAGCCGAAUCACCGCGAGUACGUUUGAGGAGCCAAGCAACGCCACCAUGGAUCUCAGUCGCGAAAUCCACGACCAUGUUGAGCGCGACAUUGAAGGUUUGGUCAAUGUUCGUGCUUGCUGUGACGGCAAACACGACGUCGGUCAUCUGCACAUGCACACUGUGAAGAGCCGACACAACGGCAGCAACAACCUGAACAAUCGGCCAUCUUUCAUCGGCUCGCUGACUUCACGGUCGAGCUCACGCGCUGAUACACGCGCGGAGUCGCGCACUGAGUCGCGGACAAAUUCACGGACCGAAUCACACGCAGAAGCUCGCGACGAUCGGAUACGACACCAGACCGACAUGGAGGCUGCCAACUUCAGCGCUGGUGGUUAA
Molecule: messenger RNA, 6111 nt
Organism: Ascochyta rabiei
Lineage: Eukaryota; Fungi; Ascomycota; Dothideomycetes; Pleosporales; Didymellaceae
Exons: 1
Coding region: 1-6111 (2036 amino acids)
Biological process (GO): maintenance of protein location in cell cortex; establishment of mitochondrion localization; microtubule cytoskeleton organization
Cellular component (GO): mitochondrion; cell cortex
Molecular function (GO): tubulin binding; phospholipid binding
Source: RefSeq, a predicted model, not a curated record